GUCCCGGCCUCUGGAGCCUACUUCCUGAGCUACGAAUGGAUCAAGGAUACACUUAAGAAACGGAGCGGAUCUGGUGACGAACUGAGUGUUGGUAAAACCCUUUUCGCUGGUGGUAUUGCUGGUAUAUUCAACUGGCUUGUUGCCAUUCCACCGGAUGUUCUCAAGUCCCGUUACCAGAGCGCUACCCGAUCUAUGACUAUCUCUUAUGACUUCGUUGUGAGUUUGAAAGAAAUAAACGACGUUGAGGUUGUUUUGUGA
Molecule: messenger RNA, 258 nt
Organism: Echinostoma caproni
Lineage: Eukaryota; Metazoa; Platyhelminthes; Trematoda; Plagiorchiida; Echinostomatidae
Source: the annotation of a GenBank genome assembly